AUGGAUCCAACUAGAGCACCCAAUUUCAAACCAACUUCGGCCGAUGAAGAACCGCACCCACCUCCGGAUCCGACUUCGACGAUUCCAAAAUCGAAACCAAUCGUACCCUACGUCUUGGCAGAUCGUAGUUCGUCAAUUGAUGCCCCUUUCAAUCUUUUGAAUGCUAGCAAGAAGCCCACUAGCUCUCAGGAAAAGACGACGGCGUUCAACCCAAAAUCGGAUUCGACUGAAUCUGGACAUAGUCAUAAGACACGCCACUCGAAGAACCCAAAAGGUGCGUUUACUAUCAGCGGCCGCUCGAGUCGUCAUCCGAACCACAUACCUUGGACGACAACAGAUUUCCAACCGUUGUCUGCGGAGGUGUCAAACACAGAGGAUUGCGGGGAGGAAGAGGAUGACGAUCCGGAUGAAGAAAAGGGCACUUCCGAUGAGAUAGAUAGAACCUUGGAUAUUGGUUCGCGCUUAGCUAUUGAGGACGGUGACGAAGGUAUGGGCGGCGUGAGCAUCGGAGUGCUGAAAAACCAGAUUGCAGAUCUGGAGGAGGUGCCUCAUGGAAUUGUUCGUCAAGCGAGAAAGCUGGAGGAUUACGAGUUCCCAACUCAUAGGCUGGCCAAAAAACUGCAGGAUCCUAACAAGUUGCCCUUGGUGAUCGUGGCAUGCGGCUCGUUCUCCCCUAUCACCUAUUUGCAUUUGAGAAUGUUUGAAAUGGCUUUAGAUGCCAUUCGUGAACAAACAAGGUUUGAGGUCAUCGGAGGUUACUACUCCCCAGUAAGCGAUAAUUACAAGAAACAGGGUUUAGCCGCUGCAAAACACAGAGUUCGUAUGUGUGAGCUGGCGUGUGAGAGAACCUCAUCAUGGUUAAUGGUAGAUGCUUGGGAGUCCUUGCAGCCGACUUACACAAGAACUGCCAAGGUCCUAGACCACUUCAACCAUGAAAUCAAUGUCAAGAGAGGUGGAGUGCGUACCGUAACAGGCGAGAAGAUGGGCGUCAAGAUCAUGCUACUCGCGGGCGGUGACUUGAUCGAGUCCAUGGGUGAGCCAAAUGUCUGGGCUGACGCAGACUUACAUCACAUAUUGGGUAACUAUGGCUGUUUGAUCCUUGAGAGAACGGGGUCCGAUGUGCGGUCUUUCCUGUUGUCACACGAUAUUAUGUAUGAACACAGGAGAAACGUGCUGGUGAUCAAACAGUUAAUUUACAACGAUAUUUCAUCCACAAAAGUUAGACUAUUUCUCAGGCGUAACAUGUCGGUUCAAUAUCUACUGCCAAAUUCUGUGAUUCGCUACAUCCAGGAACACGGACUAUACGUUAACCAGACUGAACCUGUUAAGCAGGUAAUGGGGAAUAAAGAUUAA
Molecule: messenger RNA, 1353 nt
Organism: Torulaspora globosa
Lineage: Eukaryota; Fungi; Ascomycota; Saccharomycetes; Saccharomycetales; Saccharomycetaceae
Gene: NMA2
Product: nicotinamide-nucleotide adenylyltransferase NMA2
Exons: 1
Coding region: 1-1353 (450 amino acids)
Biological process (GO): NAD+ biosynthetic process
Molecular function (GO): nicotinate-nucleotide adenylyltransferase activity; nicotinamide-nucleotide adenylyltransferase activity
Source: RefSeq, a predicted model, not a curated record